UAAGGAGCGUGGGCCAGGCCUGUGCGCUCAGCCAUGGCGUCUGCUCGGUGGCUCUGCCUCGUCCUCACUCUGCUCUCCGGCUUGGCCGCCUCUGGCUUCCCGGGGAGCCCCUUCCGGCUGCUGGGGAAACGGAGCCUUCCAGAAGGGGCCGUCAACGGCAUUGAGAUCUACAGCACCAAAAUCAACUGCAAGGUGACCUCCCGCUUCGCGCACAAUGUCGUCACCACCAGGGCCGUCAACCGCGCAGACACGGCCAAGGAGGUUUCCUUUGACGUGGAGCUGCCCAAGACGGCCUUCAUCACGAACUUCACCUUGACCAUCGACGGUGUGACCUACCCUGGCCACGUGAAGGAGAAGGAGGUUGCCAAGAAGCAAUACGAGAAGGCCGUGUCCCAGGGCAAGACGGCAGGCUUGGUCAAGGCCUCCGGGAGGAAGCUGGAGAAAUUCACCGUCUCCGUGAACGUGGCCGCGGGCAGCAAGGUCACCUUUGAGCUCACCUACGAGGAGCUGCUGAAGAGACACAAGGGCAAGUACGAGAUGUACCUCAAGGUCCAGCCCAAGCAACUGGUCAAGCACUUUGAGAUCGACGCACACAUCUUCGAGCCCCAGGGCAUCAGCAUGCUGGACGCUGAGGCUUCGUUCAUCACCAAUGACCUCCUGGGCAGCGCCCUCACCAAGUCCUUCUCUGGGAAAAAGGGCCAUGUCUCGUUCAAGCCCAGCUUAGACCAGCAGCGCUCAUGCCCUACCUGCACCGACUCCCUCCUCAAUGGGGACUUCACCAUCACCUACGACGUGAACAGAGAAUCUCCUGCCAACAUACAGAUUGUCAAUGGAUACUUUGUGCACUUCUUUGCACCUCAAGGCCUUCCAGUGGUGCCCAAGAACGUGGUCUUCGUGAUUGACGUCAGCGGCUCCAUGUAUGGGCGGAAACUGGAGCAGACAAAGGAUGCCCUUCUCAAAAUCCUGGAGGACAUACGGGAGGAGGACCACCUGAAUUUCAUCCUGUUCAGCAGCGACGUGACCACCUGGAAAGAACACUUGGUCCAAGCCACGCCCGAGAACCUCCAGGAGGCCAGGGCCUUUGUGAAGAGCAUCCGGGAUCGAGGGAGCACCAACCUCAACGACGGGCUGCUAAGAGGGAUCAGCAUGCUGAACACGGCGCGAGAGGAGCACAGGGUGCCCGAGCGGAGCACCUCCAUCGUCAUCAUGCUCACCGACGGGGACGCCAACUCUGGCGAGAGCAGACCCCAGAAAAUCCAAGAGAACGUGCGGAACGCCAUCAGGGGCAGGUUCCCCUUGUAUAACCUGGGCUUCGGCAACAAUCUCAAUUACAACUUCCUGGAGAGCCUGGCCCUGGAGAACGACGGCUUCGCCCGGCGCAUUUACGAGGACUCUGACGCCAACCUGCAGCUGCACGGUUUCUACGAGGAGGUGGCUAACCCGCUGCUGACGAGCGUGGAGAUGGAGUACCCCAAGAACGCCAUCCUGGACCUCACCCAGAACAGCUACCAGCACUUCUACGACGGCUCCGAGAUUGUGGUGGCCGGGCGCCUGGCCAAUGAGGACAUGAACAGCUUUAAGGCGGAUGUGAAGGGACACGGGGCCUUGAACGACCUGACCUUCACGGAGGAGGUGGACCUGAAGGAGACGGAGGCCGCCCUGAAGGAACGGGAGUACAUUUUUGGGAACUACAUAGAGCGGCUCUGGGCCUACCUCACCAUCGAGCAGCUGCUGGAGAAACGCAAGAACGCCCAUGGCGAGGAGAAAGAGAACCUCACUGCCCAGGCCCUGGACCUGUCCCUCAAGUAUCAUUUCGUGACCCCUCUGACCUCCAUGGUGGUGACCAAGCCCGAGGACAAUGAGGACCAGACGGCCAUCGCCGACAAGCCUGGGGAAGAGCAAGCACAAGCCGCCUCUCAGACCUCAUUCUCGGCCUACCGGACCACCUACCAGCCGCCGCAAACGCCCUACUACUACGCCACCUACCAGCCGCCGCAAACGCCCUACUACUACGUGGACGGAGACCCCCACUUCAUCAUCCAAGUCCCAGAACAAGACGACGCCAUCUGCUUCAACAUCGAUGAAGAGCCGGGCACGGUGCUGCGCCUCAUCCAGGACCCGGCCACAGGCCUCACCGUGAACGGGCAGAUCAUCGGUGACAAGAAAAGCAGCCCGGACUCCGCCACCAGGAAGACUUACUUUGGGAAACUGGGCAUUGCCAGUGCUCACAUGGACCUCCGCAUCGAGGUGACCACGGAGAAGAUCAGCCUGUGGAACGAGGUCGGGCGCAGCACCUUCAGCUGGCUGGACACGGUCACGGUCACGCAGGAUGGGCUGUCCAUGACCAUCAACAGGAAGAAGAACAUGGUGGUCUCCUUUGGGGAAGGGGUUACCUUUGUGGUCAUCCUGCACCAGGUGUGGAAGAAUCACCCCAUCCACCAGGACUUUCUAGGCUUCUACGUGGUGGACAGCCACCAGAUGUCACCGUGGACGCAUGGGCUGCUGGGGCAAUUCUUCCACCCCUUCGACUUCAAGGUGUCUGACGUCCACCCAGGCUCUGAGCCCACCAAGCCCGACGCCACGAUGGUGGUGAAGAACCGCCAGCUGACCGUCACCAGGGGCUCUCAGAGAGACUACAGAACGGAUGCCAGGGCUGGCACCAAGGUCGCCUGCUGGUUCGUCCACAACAACGGGGAAGGGCUCAUUGACGGCGUCCACACGGACUAUAUUGUCCCCAGCCUGUUCUAAGUCUACCCAGUGGCGCCAUGGAGGCAGCUGGCCCAGGGGCGCACGGCGGGGCCUAUGGGAGGGGCUGGGAUAAUAAAGCCUGCUGUGGACGCCGGGCA
Molecule: messenger RNA, 2846 nt
Organism: Lepus europaeus (European hare)
Lineage: Eukaryota; Metazoa; Chordata; Mammalia; Lagomorpha; Leporidae
Gene: ITIH3
Product: inter-alpha-trypsin inhibitor heavy chain 3
Exons: 23
Coding region: 34-2748 (904 amino acids)
Biological process (GO): hyaluronan metabolic process
Molecular function (GO): serine-type endopeptidase inhibitor activity
Source: RefSeq, a predicted model, not a curated record